Messenger RNA from Numida meleagris (helmeted guineafowl), 6697 nucleotides. It is a transcript of the gene AP1G1, whose product is annotated as adaptor related protein complex 1 gamma 1 subunit. Lineage: Eukaryota; Metazoa; Chordata; Aves; Galliformes; Numididae. The coding region runs from base 353 to 2818 and encodes 821 amino acids. The record is from RefSeq and is a predicted model, not a curated record. Gene Ontology annotation, molecular function: clathrin-cargo adaptor activity. Gene Ontology annotation, cellular component: AP-1 adaptor complex; membrane coat; Golgi apparatus. Gene Ontology annotation, biological process: intracellular protein transport; Golgi to vacuole transport; receptor-mediated endocytosis. The transcript is spliced from 24 exons.
GCACCACGGGGCAGCGCUCCGCGGGACCGCCCCGCGCGUGACGUCAUCACCGACUGCCACGGAACGCUCGCGCCACUCCUCGAGAGCCGGCACCGCGUGCGCUUCCGCCGGGAAAAAUAGUGCGAGGGGCCCGUUCCGCCUCGCCGCUGCCCGUCUCGCGCCGUCCCGGCGCCGCCGCAGCUGAGGCCGCCCGGCCGCGCUCCGGGACGGACGCCGGCAGAGGUCGUGAGGCCGAGAGGAGCGUUCCGGAGCGCGGAUCCCUCCGCCUGCGGUAUCGGUGCUGAGGCCGAGCCGCCGCCAUUUUGAAUGCCUGGCUCCUGCUGCUGCCUCCGCUCCAGGGACCGGCCCGAGGAUGCCAGCCCCCAUCAGACUGCGGGAGCUGAUCCGGACCAUCCGGACAGCAAGAACCCAGGCAGAAGAGCGUGAGAUGAUUCAAAAGGAAUGUGCUGCUAUCCGGUCAUCCUUCAGAGAGGAAGAUAACACGUACAGAUGCAGAAAUGUGGCAAAGCUGCUGUAUAUGCACAUGCUGGGAUACCCUGCACACUUUGGACAGUUGGAGUGCCUCAAGCUCAUUGCCUCUCAGAAAUUCACAGACAAGCGCAUUGGGUAUUUAGGUGCCAUGUUGCUGCUGGAUGAGAGACAGGAUGUCCAUCUUCUUAUGACCAAUUGCAUCAAGAAUGACCUUAAUCAUAGCACGCAAUAUGUGCAGGGGCUGGCACUCUGCACUCUUGGCUGCAUGGGCUCUUCAGAAAUGUGCAGAGACCUUGCAGGAGAGGUUGAAAAGCUCCUCAAAACAUCUAACUCCUAUCUUAGGAAGAAGGCAGCAUUGUGUGCUGUUCACGUUAUUAGAAAGGUGCCUGAACUUAUGGAGAUGUUCCUGCCAGCCACCAAAAACUUGCUGAAUGAAAAGAACCAUGGUGUUUUACACACAUCAGUAGUCCUUCUCACGGAGAUGUGUGAGAGAAGCCCAGACAUGCUUGCACACUUUAGAAAGAACGAAAAGCUUGUUCCCCAAUUAGUUCGUAUUCUGAAGAACCUUAUCAUGUCUGGAUAUUCACCAGAGCAUGAUGUGUCUGGGAUCAGUGACCCCUUUUUGCAGGUGCGAAUCCUGCGGUUACUGAGGAUUCUAGGGCGAAAUGACGAUGAUUCUAGUGAAGCAAUGAAUGACAUACUUGCACAGGUUGCUACUAAUACAGAAACAAGUAAAAAUGUGGGAAAUGCCAUUCUCUAUGAAACUGUGCUGACUAUUAUGGACAUAAAGUCUGAGAGUGGACUGAGAGUGUUAGCUAUUAACAUCCUAGGCCGUUUCUUAUUAAACAACGACAAAAAUAUUAGAUAUGUGGCUUUGACAUCGUUGUUGAAAACUGUGCAGACAGACCAUAAUGCAGUACAGAGACAUAGAAGCACAAUUGUGGAUUGCCUGAAAGAUUUGGAUGUCUCCAUUAAAAGGCGUGCAAUGGAACUGAGUUUUGCUCUUGUUAAUGGGAACAACGUUCGCGGAAUGAUGAAGGAGUUGCUGUAUUUCCUAGAUUCAUGUGAGCCAGAGUUCAAGGCAGACUGUGCAUCUGGAAUAUUCCUUGCAGCAGAAAAAUACGCUCCUUCCAAACGCUGGCACAUAGACACAAUCAUGAGAGUCUUAACAACGGCAGGAAGUUAUGUUCGUGAUGAUGCUGUUCCCAACCUGAUUCAGCUGAUAACUAAUAGUGUGGAGAUGCAUGCCUACACUGUGCAGAGACUCUACAAAGCCAUCCUUGGUGAUUAUUCUCAGCAGCCACUGGUACAAGUGGCCUCCUGGUGCAUAGGAGAGUAUGGAGAUCUUCUGGUGUCUGGUCAGUGUGAAGAAGAGGAGCCAAUACAGGUAACAGAGGAUGAAGUUCUUGAUAUUUUAGAAAGUGUUCUUAUAUCUAAUAUGUCUGCAUCUGUUACACGAGGCUACGCUCUCACUGCCAUCAUGAAGCUUUCCACAAGGUUCACCUGCACUGUCAAUCGCAUUAAGAAGGUAGUUUCCAUUUACGGCAGCAGCAUUGAUGUAGAGCUACAACAGAGGGCAGUGGAAUAUAAUGCACUGUUCAAGAAAUAUGAUCACAUGAGGCCAGCCCUUCUUGAGAGAAUGCCGGUAAUGGAGAAAGUCACCACCAAUGGCCCUACUGAGAUUGUGCAGACCAAUGGAGAGACAGAAACGGCAGUACUGGAAACCAAGCCUCCACACUCUGGAUUGCAGCCUGGUAGCCAGGCAAAUGAUUUGUUGGACUUGUUGGGGGGAAAUGAUAUAACACCUGUAAUCCCCACUGCACCUACAAGCAAACCAGCCUCUGCUGGUGGGGAGCUCCUUGACCUUCUGGGAGACCUCAACCUAACAGGUUCCCCAGUAUCUGCCCCUGCACCCCAGAUAUCACAGCCUCCAUUCCUGCUUGAUGGACUGUCAUCACAGCCUCUCUUCAAUGAUAUUGCUGCAGGAAUCCCUUCAAUUACUGCAUACAACAAGAAUGGGCUGAAGAUUGACUUCAGCUUCGAGAGGUCAAACACCAACCCCAGUGUCACUGUAAUCACAAUACAGGCCUCCAACAGCACAGAGCUGGAUAUGACAGAUUUUGUUUUCCAAGCUGCAGUACCAAAGACAUUCCAACUGCAGCUUCUGUCUCCCAGCAGCAGUGUCAUCCCUGCAUUUAACUCGGGGACCAUUACACAGGUCAUUAAAGUCCUGAAUCCACAAAAGCAACAACUACGUAUGCGGAUCAAGUUGACAUAUAAUCACAAGGGCUCAGCAAUGCAGGAUCUAGCAGAAGUCAACAACUUUCCCCCUCAGUCUUGGCAGUGAGGCUCUGGCACCAUUCUUAUUCUCACCCCACCCAAUCAAAAGAACUCUGGGAAGAACGUUGUGAUCCUUGGCAGUCCCCUAAACUGCACCAUGGGUAUGGGGAACAGAUGAGACCUGCUGAUGAGGAGGAAUUUUCCUGAAGUGAUUGCUGACUUUGAAGCAUAUCUGUUAAGACUAAUCUCCUCUCCUCCGCUGAUGAGGCUGGUGGCUUGUGGAGGCUACUCUGCACUCCCUCACACAUGCAUUCACAGCCAGAAGCAACAUUCCCUCCCUUCCCUGCCUCUCUACCCUCAAAGAAAAACAGCCUGGCUGGAAGAGAAGUCUGGAAUUUCUUGCAGGGAAACUUUCUGUCUCUGCAGCACGUGAACAACUGCCCCUUCUUUCUGCUGUCUUUUUUUUCCCCUGGGAUGGUCAAGGUGUGUUUUCAUUCAUUACUAGCUGGAUUAUCUUCAGGCACUUUCAUCUGGGGCUCAGAAUGGGAACUUGGAGAAUUUUAGGUCGCCUUGCCUCUUUCUUACUGUAUCCCCUGUGUCUGAAGGGGCUGGAGGCUUUUUAUGGCCUGUUCAGUGCAUUACUGUAUACACACACCUCUUAGUUAUGUGAUACAUACCAAGAGCAAGUCAGGCCUUGGGACUUCAUCUACAAACCUGGGACAGCGCAGGAAAGAGGUGCCGGUGAGGCUGAUAAAAUUGCAUUGGUGCUGUACUUGGAAAUGAAGACCUUACACUUGAAUUUUCUUUCUUUCCAUCAGUGGCUGCAGCCAUACAGAUUCAGUCUUCUGUAGCUUCCCCAGAAAGUAUGGUGAUGUAUAAGAGAUGUAGAGAUCUAAGGAGCAACUGGUUUUCUACCACAGUUAAUUUCAAAGCCUUUUGACCCAUUAGUUGUGGUUUAUGGUAAGAAAAGACUCAUUCAAUUUUGUAGAUCAGUCUUUGAGCAAAAGCUCUGUUGCCUGCUGGGAGACUCAUCGGAGACUAUGCUGCAGAGUUGUUCUCAGUUAUUCCAGACCUUCUCCCCAGUUUAAUUUCCAGAGCUUGUUUAGACUCCCUGGAUUCCAUUUGAUUUACUUCUGACUGGGAUAUUUGUGUUGUAUCUGUAAUAUUGGCACUGAAAUAAAGACCAUGCGGUUUAAAGAGACCUUUUCCCAUUUUGUUACUUAAUUGAUCCUUGUAGUUGGCUGCCCUUGUAGAGAUAUCUAUGUUCAGUAAGGUGCAGACUGAGAGAGGAACUAAACUUUUUUUGAAUGAGAGCCAGUUAUUUGAGUAUUUGAAUCCAAAGAUGUUAGGUUCAGUACUCUUUCAAGCUUAAAGCUGUAUCCAGUUAUGCUUUCCCCAUGUUAACUGUUGUUGAGGUAAUAGAGUUCCAUGAAUUUUCAUGGAGGUGAUGCAUAGGAUAUAAAGCACCGUGACAAAACUAUUCAGGUAUUCAGCACCCUUCAGGGAGAAAAAGAUAUACCUUAAGUCUUCAUUCAUUAGUGUGCUGGUAAGUUGAAGGUACCCCAGCUCCCAGCUGCAAAGCUUUCUCAAAAGAAUCAAAUGGCACAUCUGCUCGGUUUCUGUUUCAGGGCUGUAAAUAUGUGGUGAUCAUUUUGUGCUCUGGCAGCCUUUUGUGUCUGCAAAAGUACUAAUGCUAGGUUCCGAUCAUUGCUAGCAAUAUUGCAGGAAGGGUGUACAGUGUAUUUAGGGAAAAUUAAAGACUUAUUCUGCCCUUGAAUCCAUAGCAAGAGAGGUCACUAAAGGUUGUUCUGUCUGCUUUGGUUUUAACCACAAUAGGUAAUAUAAUGUAGGACUGACUUUAAUUAUUGGUAUGUCCAGUGGAAUAAGUUUAGUUUCUCUCGAAGUGUUUUUGCUGCUUUAUUGAGAAGACUGGGUUGAGCCUUGACUUCACCAAAGAGUUUCAUUAUUCCGUUGAUACUGGCAUAGUGACAUCAUAGAGUUAUUAAAAACUAGCAAGAAUGAUGUAUGACUUCUUUAAAAGUGAUUCUGAGUUGUUGCAGUGUCUUGGCUGGGCUAGCAAUACUAAGGUAAAUACUCUGCCUCAGAUAGAAUGAUACGGGCAGUCUUGCAGAAAAAGCAGCUGAAUCAAAGCCCUUUUCUGGAUGCUGAGCAUUUACUUUUGUUGCUUUUACUGCAGCUGUGACUAUUUGACCCAGUUGGCUCCAACUCCUUAGUGCUGAGUGUGUUAAAUGUCGGCUCCAGUGGGCUCCAAGGGCAUCCCAGAUACCAAGCUAACAGGAAGUUUUUGCCUUAGUUCCUUACAGCCCCGUAAGGUGUCUUAUUCUUCUCAGAAUUGUAUGUGGUAUUGGAAGCUGGUGCACCUCAGCCUCCAUUCCUUUUUGCUGAGAAGAGCACUACUGCUGGAGGAUUAGAUGGGGAGAAAGAAGUAAAUGGACCCUCACCUGGACAGUUUAUUGCAGCAUAGAUGGAAACAACUGACCUUGUCCCCCUUACAUUUGUGUUCUGUUCUCUAGAGCAGGUGGAUUUUGUUGUUGGUCUCAGUCUGGUAAGUUUUCAGGGUAAAUUCCUUCUCUAUACUUGGAUCCUUCAGCCACCUUUACACAUAAGUGUUUUGUGUUUUGGAAGAUACACUCUGUUAUAUUUCUGGGUCAAGCUCAGGGAGAUGGUUGCGUGUACCUGAAAGGCAUUCAGCUUGAAGCCAUCUCUUGGCCAUGAAGUACUUAGCAGCUAAACAUUCCUAUUGUCCUUGGAGCUCUCUACCUUCCUUUUCUUAAGAGAUUGAGUACUAACGUGGCCUUCUUUCUGGAGGUAAGGUUACACACAUUUCCCUGUUUGCAGUGCUAGAUACUGUUGCCUGCUCCUUUCCAUAGGUACAUCUGUUAACAUUCAUCAUAGCUGCUGUUUUUUCACACUACAGAGUACUCUCUUGAUGCCUCAAAGCACUCUGAGGGCAGGGUGAGCCUUUAUUCCACUGGUGGAAUGCAACAGUUUAGGUCUGGUCAGUGAUUUCCUUGUUUCAGUGUAAAGAGUAUAUAAGAGGAGCAAGAUACAGACUUCAUGGCUAACCUUCAUUAUCUGGGCUCUGCAGCCUGGAGCUUGGAGAGGUUGAAUGUCUGUGUUGGUUUGUUUGUUUGUUUUCCAUGUGAAUGUAUUUUGAAUCAAGUAAAGGACAGAAAGAAUAGUGGGCUGUAGCAGGCCUGAAGGGAGAGAAGACGUAGGAAGGUCCUAAGGUUUGACUUAGUCCAUUUUUUUUUAUGGGUGGCCUUGAACAACUUUUUGAAGCAAUAGCAGUGAGGGAACUGCCACCUAACCGAUACCUUGGAUAUAAAACUCGUAAGACUCUGAAGCAGCUGGGAAAGGUGACCUAGUCCUUUCCCCAGGGCUGAUACUGGCUGCAAGAUGGAGCAGCAAAGAUUACUUUUGUUUUGGACCUGCUGGUGUGCUUUCUAUGUGUUCAUUUUCUGCUUGGGGGAUGUGAUGGAAGAACCUACUGCACUGCUUCCUUCUGAACUUUCACUCUGUUCCUGUUUGUUCCUUUUUCUUUCCUAUGUUGUAAUGCUCAUAAUACUCACUUUAUGUAGAGCGCCAUCCCACCUCUUUGACAAUGUAAACCAAAACAAACAAACAAACAAAAAAAACCAAACCAAAACAAAAAAGCCCCACGAAAUAAAAUGAACCACAAUGCCCGACCAAAUUAAAAAUAAAAACAUGCCAGUUGAGCAGGGAGCCUGGUGGCAUUCUAACUUCUGCAAAUCUAUUUUUGAGAUGUGAAAAAUUUAAAUGCUAAGUCUUAGGUGAGUGAGGAGCAUAACUGAUGUAAACACUUACAUGGAAUGCAUUAGACUUCUGCUGUGUGUAUUGUCUUUUGGUUGAAACAAAUUAUGAAGUGACUAAUAAAAAUGAGUCAAUAUUCCAUGAUUUAAAA